CUUAGGAAACCAUCAAUUGUAAAAUGGGUCUCUUGCGCAUCCUUUCCUUGGCCACUUUGCUUCUUUUGUCAUCGUUUGUUGUAGCAUAUGCUAGCGAGGAUACACCAACUUCUUCGGAGUAUGAGACUCCAUCAUACACUCCAACUCCUGUAAACGAGUCCCCAUCAUACACCCAAACCCCGGAAUAUAGUCCAUCUCCAAUGUAUGAAACCCCAUCAUACACCCCUACCCCAGUGAACAGCCCAUCUCCUACAUAUGAGACUCCAUCUUACAGCCCAUCACCUGUGUAUGAAACUCCAUCAUACACUCCAUCUCCCGUGUAUGAAACUCCAACAUACACUCCAUCUCCAUCUUACAGCCCAUCUCCCGUGUAUGAGACUCCAGCAUACACUCCAUCUCCAUCUUACAGCCCAUCUCCUGUGUAUGAUGAGACUCCGUCAUACACUCCAUCUCCUUCUUACAGCCCCUCACCUGUGUAUGAGACUCCAUCAUACACUCCAUCUCCUGUGUAUGAUGAGACUCCGUCAUACACUCCAUCUCCUUCUUACAGCCCCUCACCUGUGUAUGAGACUCCAUCAUACACUCCAUCUCCAUCUUACAGCCCAUCACCUGUGUAUGAGACUCCAUCAUACACCCCAACCCCAUCAUACAGCCCAUCUCCUAAAUAUGAAACCUCAGAAUACACUCCAACCCCGGUCUACAGUCCCUCACCUAAGGAUGAGACACCAUCAUACACCUCAACCCCCACCUACAGCCCAGCUCCUACAUAUGAAACACCGGUAUAUAGCCCAACUCCAUCUUACAGCCCACCAGCUAAGUAUGAGACCCCAUCAUACACUAACUCCCCAGUCUACAGCCCAUCUCCUAAGUAUGAGACCCCAUCAUACACUAACUCCCCAGUCUACAACCCAUCUCCUAAAUAUGAAGACUCAUCAUACACCCCAACCCCAGUUUACAACUCUUCACCGAAGUAUGAUACUCCAACAUACAGCAAUGAAACCCUGGCUUAUAGCCCAUCUCCUAAGUGUGAAACACCACCAUACACUCCAGCCCCAGCUUACACAUAUUCAUCUGAGUACGAAACUCCAUCAUACACCCAAACUCCGGAGUACAAGCCAUCUCCAGAAUAUGAAACCGUAGACACCCCAGCUACAUCUUACUUGCCUUCCCCAAAGAAUGAUGUCCCUUCAUACUCUCAAUCCCCAGAUUACAACCCAUCUUCUACCUACAAAACCCCAUCAACCUCCUCUCCAACAUAUGAGAACAAAAACUAUUACACUCAAGAAAAGGACCUACCUACCCUUUAUGGUGUGCAAGGUGUCAUUUACUGUAGUUCAUGUUAUGACUACACACCAAUUGAAGGAGCCGUAGCCACAAUCUCUUGUGAAGCAAAGGCUAAGCAUGGAUACAAGGAAGCUAAAUUCUCCAUGUUAACCCCUAAAACAGACAAAAAUGGUUACUUCUUAGCUACAUUUACUCCUGAACAACUUGGUGACCAUUUGAAGCCAACUGAUUGCAAAGUUUCCCUUAAAAGCUCUUCGUCAAAGACAUGUAACGUUGCAACGAACGUGCACCUAGGACGAACUGGAGCUCCCCUCAUCUAUACCGAGCAUCUUGCAGGGUACCAAAAUGCAUACAACUUGGAAUUGUAUUCCGUUCCCAUUUUUGCUUACACUUCUAAGGCAAAAUGCGAAAACUAUCCAGCAUACCACAAAAAAUCGAGUAACAAGGCUCCUACAUACACCCCAUCAACCUACACUCCUAACUCGAGUUACAAGGCUCCAUCAUACACCCCAUCAACCUACACUCCUAACUCGAGUUACAAGGCUCCAUCAUACACCCCAUCAACCUACACUCCAAAAUCGAGCUAUGAGGCUCCGGCUUACACCCCAUCAGCCUACGCUCCAAAAUCAAGCUACGAGGCUCCUACAUACAAGCCGUCGAGCUACAAGGCUACAUCAUACACUCCAUCAACCUACACUCCUGAAGCAAGUGACAAGGACCACUCAUCAUGCCCCCCACCAGCCUAUACUCCAAGCUAUUAAACUCCAUCACAUACUACUCCGUAGUCGAGUUAAGAAACUCCGGUGGUUAUAUUCCAAACUCACUGGACGAAGCCCCUACCUACACCAAUUAUGGAUAUUAAGAAAGAAAAUAUUAUGAUUUCAUUCUUUUUCCACUAUAUACUAUAUUUAUAUCCUUUAUACCUAAGUUAAUAUCAAGUUAUAGAUGGCCGUUACUACUGUGCUAUUUGUAUUACAGAGAAUUAUAAUAAUACUAAUUGUCAGUCUUUAUAUUAGCAUUUAACUUUGUGUUCCAU
This is a messenger RNA of Chenopodium quinoa (quinoa), 2320 nucleotides long. RefSeq names its product adhesive plaque matrix protein-like. Lineage: Eukaryota; Viridiplantae; Streptophyta; Magnoliopsida; Caryophyllales; Amaranthaceae. The record is from RefSeq and is a predicted model, not a curated record. The coding region runs from base 24 to 2045 and encodes 673 amino acids. The transcript has 2 exons.